GGUGCACCGCCGCCCGGCAGUCCCAGUGAGACGGCAUCCAGCCCGAGCCAAACCGUACUGCCGGACGGACCCACAGUUAUGGCUGGUCCGACGGCAACGGCACCAGUCCUUACCUGGUCGCCAUUGCUUUUUCCACCGUGGAAUACGGCACUGCUGCCAGCCGCGUUUUAUCCCGUUGCAGCACUACGAUCACUGCCUGGAUUUCUUGACAGCAUGAAACUCCCCCAAUCGCAGCGAACAACCAGCACCGGGGCUGGCUUUCGUAUCUGCAACCUGCUCGAACUGGACAACGAUAAGAAACAGCAUGCGAAGAAGCGGAAAAGCUCCAGCUCGCUAGAUGAACCCGUGCCGCUCCAUCGAGGUUCCCGCGACCAGGAUGCUGACGAGGCGGACGAUGAAGAUGAUUCCGGUGCCGUUGAUGCGAACGGUCCAGAUGGAUCGCUAACGCGGCGCAGUGGCACGACAACGCUUUCCCAGGAGGACACCAGCAGCAAUCCGGAUCUGCACGGUUGCAGCGUUAUCAACAGUGAUGAUGAUAGUAGUAGACCGGAAGCUCGCACCGACGGUAGAGGUACGAGCCGUGGGCAGGACGAUCGGACAAGUCCUUCGGCGACGAGUGGUGAUGAAGGUGGUGGUAAGCCUACGUUUGGACUGCGAACUGCGAGCCUGGCGGAAGAUUUGCAGGCCCGGUUUGGGUAUUCGGCGCUGCAUCCUGGUUCGCAUCUUCCCCAUCUACCUUCGCACCCGCACCACCACCACCACCAUCAUCAUCAUCAGCAUCAUCCGACACAUCUGCAUCAUCCGCACCAUACGCUGGCAAGUACACCACCGAGCCACGCACUGUUUGGUGGACGAUCCUGGCCGUACGAUAGCUGCAAUACAUUGAAUGCAUGCCAUCAGCAAGCGGCCCAGCAAGCCCACCAACGGUUGUUCGCCCAGCAGGUCAGCCCAGCGGACAGUACCUCGCCGGUGCACUCGGAACGUUCGUACAUCGGCAGCACCAGCCUAGCGACACUGGCGGCAGCCGGCACCACACCCGGUGAUCUUUCGAUCGGUGCCCAUCUGGGCACGGGCCGUACCGGUUCCGGGAUGCGCACACCAAGCCCAUCCGACUCGGAACGUGGCGGUGAUUCGCACCAUCUGCACGGUGAUACACACACCGAAAACUCGGACGACGUCGAUAUCGAGGAGGGCUGUGACGAGGAGAUUGACAUGAUCGAUGACACGGACGACGGCAGUAUGCCAACGGAGCGGGGCCACCAAUCGAACGGGAUGGGGCACAAGAAGCGCAAACGGCGUGUCCUAUUCUCCAAAGCGCAAACGUACGAGCUGGAGCGUCGGUUUCGUCAGCAGCGCUAUCUGUCCGCUCCGGAACGGGAGCAUCUGGCGUCGUUGAUCCGGCUCACGCCGACACAGGUGAAGAUAUGGUUCCAGAACCAUCGGUACAAAACGAAACGGGCCGCCCACGAGAAGGGCGCACUGGAUCAUCACGGUGGCCAUGGAGGGGGAGGGAACGGUGCGGGGGGUUUACCAUCACCAAGGCGAGUCGCUGUGCCGGUGCUGGUGCGCGACGGGAAACCUUGUCUCGGGGGAAGUAAGCAACCGCACGACCUUCUGACAGCGGUUCCCGGUGCGGCUCAUCUGCAGCUACCGCCCGGAUUCCAGCAUGCCAGCCUGCUGCAUCAUGCGGCGGCCGCUGCUGGCCGAUGGUGGUCGUAG
Messenger RNA from Anopheles maculipalpis, 1719 nucleotides. RefSeq names its product homeobox protein vnd-like. Gene Ontology annotation, molecular function: DNA-binding transcription factor activity, RNA polymerase II-specific; RNA polymerase II cis-regulatory region sequence-specific DNA binding. The record is from RefSeq and is a predicted model, not a curated record. Gene Ontology annotation, cellular component: nucleus. The transcript is spliced from 3 exons. The coding region runs from base 79 to 1719 and encodes 546 amino acids. Gene Ontology annotation, biological process: cell differentiation; regulation of transcription by RNA polymerase II. Lineage: Eukaryota; Metazoa; Arthropoda; Insecta; Diptera; Culicidae.